AUGUGGUCAAUUGUUCAGUAUAAAAAGAUAGGAAGAGAUGUCAAACUUGAAUGGCAACAACGACCGUCCCAGCGACAACUACGUAGAGUUGAUUUGCGAGGAUCUCACCAAACCGAUACGACACUCCGCGAUGACGAUCCGGAACGGCAUGCCUCUACUGCACUCGAAGCGAAGGACCACGAAAGCUCGGACAGUCAAUUGAACCACGGAGAGAUAGUUGUUGAGUUCGAUGGCCCCGAGGAUCCCAUCCACCCACAAAACUGGCCGCUCCUCAAGCGGGCAAGGACGAUGGCCAUUCUGUGUUUGUUGGUCUUCACUCAAGCAUGGGCUGGCGCAUGUAGUUCCCUAGACAACUCCAAAGCCAGUAAACGAUACCACGUCAGCCCCGUUGCAGAGGACCUCUCCGUUGCAAUAUAUCUAUUCGGUAUCGGAUCUGGGUGUCUCUUCGUUGGGCCUCUGUCUCAGACGCUCGGACGCAACCCCGUGUACCUGGGCUUCACGCUCGUGUACUUAUUCUUCAUCUUGGGCACGGCGCUGAGCGAGAACUUCGCGAGUCAAAUUGUGUGCAGGUAUCUGGCUGGCUUGGCGAGCAGUGCUGCACUGGGCAUCAAUGGUGCGAGUGUAGGCGAUAUGUUCAGGCCGGUUGAACGAGCUUUGUGGUUCCCUGUCAUAGCAUGGGUCAAUGUCGUUCCUCCGGUGCUGGCGCCCAUAGUGGGAGGCUGGGUCGCAUCACGAGACGAUCUGGACUGGAUCUGGACGGACUGGAUUACCUUGAUCAUAUCUGGCUUUGCGUUCCUUGUCGCUCUUUUCUUUCUCCCGGAAACCUACGCCCCAAUGCUGCUCGACUUCAAAGCCAAGCACCUCCGCCGCGUCUCGGGAUCCAACCGCUACGUCACCAAACACGAGCAAGGCUCCAGCUUCUUCAACCGGGUCAAAGAAACAUUACCUCUCACAGUUAAGUUCGCCGCGAAAGAACCCGCUGUGCUUUCGCUUGGAGGUUUCCUGAUCGUCCUAUACAUCCUGCUCUUCAGCUUCCUCUCGGGGUUCGACUACAUUUUCAAGCGGCGCUACGGCCUCAGCGUACUCGAGGAAGGCGCAUGCUUCGCUUCGAUAGCACUCGGCGCAACAGCCUUCUCGAUCACGACGCCCGCUCUCUACGCCUGCACGCGCCGCCACGCUGGCUACGACGAUCGAGCCAGCGUGAGGCCCGAGUUCCGCCUCUGGCCUGCCAUGCUCACAUCCCCGCUCCUCCCCGUUUCUCUCUUCUGGCUCGGUUGGACGGACUACUCCUGGAUCUCCAUCUACUCUGGUCUUGGCGCCUGUUUUUGCUUUGGUGUCGUGCUGAAUGCAAUGUAUGUCAGUAGCUACGAGUACAUCAUCGACAGCUACGGAGAGAAAGCAUCGAUUGCGUUGGCGGGUGUGACAAUGAUGCGGUAUGCGGUUGUGGGAGGGAUGGUGAUGGCUGCGAGGCCCAUGUAUGGCGGUAUUGGCGUGCAUUGGACAAUGACGCUGUUGGGGUGUGUUGCGCUGGUGUUGACCCCGGCGCCGUACGUCUUGUUCAAGUUUGGGAGCAAGCUGAGGAAAAAGAGCCCGUUUGCCAUUGAUGAUGACGAUGAUGAUGACGAUGAUGUGAGUAAAGGGUCUGAGGACUCCUGA
This is a messenger RNA of Ascochyta rabiei, 1656 nucleotides long. RefSeq lists its product as uncharacterized. The record is from RefSeq and is a predicted model, not a curated record. Gene Ontology annotation, molecular function: transmembrane transporter activity. Lineage: Eukaryota; Fungi; Ascomycota; Dothideomycetes; Pleosporales; Didymellaceae. Gene Ontology annotation, biological process: transmembrane transport. The transcript is spliced from 2 exons. The coding region runs from base 1 to 1656 and encodes 551 amino acids.